This is a messenger RNA of Callorhinchus milii (elephant shark), 2744 nucleotides long. It is a transcript of the gene pibf1, whose product is annotated as progesterone immunomodulatory binding factor 1. Lineage: Eukaryota; Metazoa; Chordata; Chondrichthyes; Chimaeriformes; Callorhinchidae. The record is from RefSeq and is a predicted model, not a curated record. Gene Ontology annotation, cellular component: centriolar satellite. Gene Ontology annotation, biological process: cilium assembly.
GGGCGGGCAGUCGGGGCUGUUGCUGUGGCGAGUGAGUGAGUGAGAGCCGCCGGUUGGAGGCGGCAGUUUGAAGCGGCUCAGACACAGAGCGGGCGGGAGGUCAGGGGAUACCGGGGUUCAGUGAUUAUCUUCUGUUGAAAAUACGUUUUGCAAAGAAAUGUCCCGAAAGAAGGGAAAAGAUGACUGUAAGGCCCAUGUAUGCAGUUCCUUUGAGUCCGAGGACAUAAGCUUGGAAACUACUGUGCCAACAGAUGACAUUUCUUCAUCCGAAGAAAGAGAAAGUUCUUCCACCAAAAUCACCAAGCAGUUGAUUGAGAGAAAAGCACUUCACCAUGACCUACAGUUGCUGAAGAUUGAGUUAUCUCAGAAAAAUCUGAUCAUCGAUAACCUUAAAGUAGAUUAUCUCACUCAAAUUGAGGAUUUGGAGGAAAAGUUAAAUGAUUCUCUUCAUCAGAAGCAGUUGCUUCAGGUCCGUUUAGAGAACCAACUGAAGAUUCAGCAGGAAGAUGCCAGGAGACGUCAGGAUCUAAGAAAACAGGAACUGGAAACCAUUCUAGAACGACAGAAGCAACUUGAACAAACAAAUAAGCAACUGCAGGAUAGAGCAGGUGAUAUUCGACGAGGUCUGCGAGAUCUGGAAUUGAGUGAGGAACAGUACGUUGAGCUGAAAGUUCGACCUGAAGACCAACUUUCCAUCCCAGAAUAUGUGUCUAUACGUUUUUAUGAAGUUGUUCGACCUUUGAAGGAGAAUGUUGAAGAGCUUCGGCAAAAGAAAGUUGACCUUUCUGAGGAGUGCAAUAACCAGAAAACUCAACUGAAUUCCUUAAUUGAGAGCUAUGAAAAUGAAAGGAAAAUUCGCUGUGAUCUUGAGGUACGAUGUCAGCGUCUUACAUUAGAGUUAGCUGACACCAAGCAGCUCAUCCAGCGGGAUUAUAAGAGAGAAAAUUAUGACCGAGUAAAGCAUGAGAGAGAGGCAUUUGAACGGGAUACUUCAGAGCUCAGAAAACAAUUUGAAUUACUGGAUAUCACACAUAAGGCACAAACUAAGGAGAAAAAUGACUUAUCCAACGAGAUGGCAGCAUUGCAACAAUCUGUUAGUUUGCUUCAAAAGGAUAAAGAGUACUUGAAUCGUCAGAAUAUGGAAAUGAAUGUCCGAUGUGCUCAUGAAGAAGACCGAAUAGAAAGAUUGCAACUUCACCUUGAGGAGGCAAAGAAAGCUAGGGAAGAAAUGUAUGAAAAAUAUGUGGUUUCAAGAGAUCAUUACAAAAAUGAAUAUGAAAAUAAAUUACGAUGUGAACUGGAACAGAUCCGAGUGAAAACAGACCGAGAAAUUGAGCAUCUGCGUAUUGGCUCCAAAGAGAUGUAUGAAAGAGAAAAUAGAAAUUUGCGAGAAGCAAGAGACAAUGCGAUUGCAGAAAAAGACCGUGCUGUUGAAGCUGAAAAAGAUGCCAUGGCAAAAUAUGACCAACUUCUAGAGCAUUCAAGGCAGCUACAACUCAGCACAGAGAGUCGCACCUCUGAACUCAUGAAUCAGACAAAACUAAGAUCGUUCGAGGCUGAGCGUGCUCAGUUGUUACAAGAGGAAACGGCCAAGAAUCUGAAGCUGUGUCAGAUAGAGUGUGAUAAAUACCAGAAGAAACUAGAGGUCUUAACAAAAGAAUUUUACAGCCUGCAAUCAUCAACAGAGAAGCGUGUCAUUGAACUUCAAGCUCAAAACUCUGAACUUAAAGCGCGCCUGGAGUCCUAUGACAAACUGGAACAGGAGCUAGAUGGUGUUAUAAUGCAAGCUGCUGAAGUGGAAAAUGAGGAUGAUGCAGAGCGAGUUCUUUUUUCUUAUGGCUAUGGUGCAAAUGUUCCCACAACAUCUAAACGGCGCCUAAAGCAAAGCGUUCAUCUUGCAAGACGGUUGUUGCAAUUAGAAAAGCAAAAUUCAUUGCUUCGAAAAGACUUAGAAUGUUACAAGCACCGUGUAGAUGAAUUGAACCAAGAGCUUGCAAACGCUAACUCCUUGCUUAAUCAAGCACAGCAGCCUUACAGCUAUCUCAUUGAGAGUGUCCGGCAGAGAGAUUCCCAGAUCCAGAAACACAAAGAAUAUAUUUCACAGUUGGAGAAUGAUGUCAGUCAGUUAAAAAAAGAGAAAUCAGCUUUGCUUCGCAUGAAGAACCAAAUGGCAACAGAUCUUGAACGCCUCUUAGAUCAGCGGGAGGAACUGGCGGUAAUGAAGCAAACUCUGAUAAAUUUGCACAACAGACGUGGUGCUGGAGGCUUUCCGCAUUCUCAAGAUGAAGUAACUCGCAGUACUGCUACACACCUAACAAAAGUAUUUGCAACAGCUCCUCUUCACCAGGAUGAAAAUAUAUACAAACCCAAACCAACAAUCUUUACAAAAGGAGAAUGUCCUGACUGGUACAAAAAGUUGAAGCAGAAAAAUGCUUAAUAAUGUUUCAGAAGUAUAUUGUCUAAACAACAUCUGUAAAUCCUGCAAUUUGUGGGACUGUUUUUAUUCAUUUUCUUUAGGAUUGUGAUUUAAUAUGAUCACAAAUCCAAACAAACAGGAUUUCUAAAUAAAGUAUUGUAAUGUAUAUGUUUGUGAACCAUUGUGAAUUGUACAACAGAUGUCUAUGGAUGUUUAAGAUUGUCCAUGUUAUUGAUCAUCUGUUUUAUUUCUUCGGUAAUCAGGCUGUGGUUGACAAACUUGUACUGUAUUCUUUUUUAAAAGCAAUUAAAAAUCUAAUAUAAUUUAU